Molecule: messenger RNA, 927 nt
Organism: Frankliniella occidentalis (western flower thrips)
Lineage: Eukaryota; Metazoa; Arthropoda; Insecta; Thysanoptera; Thripidae
Exons: 3
Coding region: 7-828 (273 amino acids)
Source: RefSeq, a predicted model, not a curated record
AUUCCUAUGAGGUUUGAAAUGUUAUUAAAUAUAUUAACACAGAGCCUUCAGCUUCAGAUGAUAACAGCUUUCAAAAUUAACGUAAAUGUGGCAUCCUAUUUUGAAAGAAGUUCUCGUCAGCAUCUUAUGAUGAUGUGUGUUCUCCCUGUUGACAAAAGAAAUAAAAGUGACAUUAUUAAGACAACCCAAAAUAGACCAUUUCAGGUGCUAAACUAUAAAAUGCAACAUUUUCAAAAAAGAAUUUGUUCUUUCUCUUUCAUAGAUAUUGGCGGCCUGAGACAUCUAUCUGACAAUCCAAAGGAAAAAGAAAUGUCUGAGGCCCAGCAUGAUGCAGAUAUUAAAGAGGAGCAUGCAUACCGCUGCCACAAACCAGAUUAUAAUAUGGAUGUUGAUGAGGCCGACGUGAAGCAGAUAAUAAAAAUUGAGAGUGAUGCAGCUGCCUCACCCCAGCAGGUACACAGAGCGAAGCAAUGUGAUCAGCACUUGUCGAAAAAGAUGAACACAAGAAAAGUCAUGGCGAUUGCAAAAGCUUAUGCCGCUUUAGAUCGUGAAAAUUAUGUUCGACACCCACUGUCACUGAGUCACUUUAAUGGACCAACUGUAUUAUUAUCAUGCCCUCAAUGCUUGAUCCCUACUGUGUGUAAACGCUCAGCACUUCUAGAACUAUUGCUACACAUAUCGAAAUGCCACAGAAAAGUGUCUGCUGAGGUCGAAGCUUCCGUAAUUUCCAAGUACUACUAUUUUAUCCAGUACAUGGAAAAGGUGACACAGAGAUGCAGUUCUCAGGAAUAUGUUCUAAAGUUAAGGGGUCAUCGUUCAAUGCAGUAACCCAACAAUGAUACAGGGUUAGCUGUACUGAAGAAUCUCAUCUUGUAAUUGUAUUUCUGGUGUGAAUUUUUUGCUGAUUAAAACUAAGACCAUGAAUUA